Menidia menidia (Atlantic silverside) is the source of this 3151-nucleotide messenger RNA. The record is from the annotation of a GenBank genome assembly. Lineage: Eukaryota; Metazoa; Chordata; Actinopteri; Atheriniformes; Atherinopsidae.
UUGUCCAGAUUUCUUCUAACAGGUAGUUUGAAACCAAACAGAUCGAGAGCAGCCACGUCGAGACAACCGAAGCGGACCUUUGACUGAGUCUCCCGGGGGUCCGGAUCGGGCCGCGGUGCGCUCCUGGGCAUGCUGGGCAGGAAGGGCUCCUGCGCGGGGGUGAUGAGCGCUGCCGCCGGGAUGGAGCGCGGCAGGGUCGGGGAGAGGCUGCAGGCUGCCCUGGCCGGGCUGCAGGAGCUGCAUCUGCUCAAGGACAGGCAGAGCGACAUGGUGAGCUGGGCGCUCCGGAUGGACCGGGAGGAGCCGGUCUCAUCGCUCCACGCGGAGCCGGAGAGCGCGCGGAUGAUGGGGGGAGAGGAGCUGCGGCUGGAGGCGACCCUCACCGCCCUGAAGCAACAGCUGUCUCGUCUUCGGAAACAGGAUGUGGGCCUAAAGACACACUUGCAGCAGCUGGAUCAACAGAUCAACGAGCUGAAGUUGGAUGUGAACAAAGCCUCCACAGAGCAGCUUGAGAGUGACAGCAGGCCGAGUUCAGGUUUCUAUGAGCUGAGUGAUGCCGGCUCUUGCUCCCGCUCCAACUCCUGCACCUCCGUCUACAGUGAGUGUCUAUCCUCCUCUCAGACGAGUCUCAUUCCCAUCAGUCCCGCUAGCUGUCACAUUAGCCAACCGCCACAAGCUGAUGUAUGCCGCCGGCGCUCUGCUGAUGAGAGCACCACCCAGGCCAACCCACCACGGGCAACAGGCCUCCAUCUGGGCAGCAGCAGGAUCCGAGCAAGUGCUAUAGGCACAGAACAGACACGGCCAAGACCUGUGUCAACAGGGGACCUCGACAGAAUGAUGUCACAAGGGUUUGGCUACUUCAAAUCCGUGGAUGCCAAGAAACCCCCGGUGUGCCCAAACCUGAAGACAACCCCAAUGGACUCCAAGUUCCAGCGCAACCUGGAGUCCCGCAGUGGGAGUGAAGUGUAUCAUUAUCCAAGUCCCCUGCAUGCUGUGGCUCUCCAAAGCCCAAUUUUUUUCUCUGGGGGUGAUGCUGACACUCCUGAGAUUCUAGAGGGCCAAGGAGCCACAGUAAACUGUUAUGAUGCGGGGCAUGACAACAAAACAUUGGGUUACAUUGACAAACUCCUCCACCGCAGCUUGAAUAAAACCCAGAGUGGAACAGGCACAGACCCAAAGGAGUUCCAGCUUAACCAUCACAGGAGCCCUGCUGAAGAAGUAAAUGUGCUGCUUGAAGCGCCUCAGAAUGAUGGGUCUAUUCCACGGUCUCUUUCAACCAAAAACAGAAGCAUCAACCCACAAGACAUUGACCAGAGGAGACAUUGCCUGACACACUCCGGCAUGGAGCCAUCUGAUAACACAAGCUAUAAACAGUUAGUGAAAGCCCCAGACACUCCACACCGGUACUCCUAUCCAGCAACAAAGGAGUAUACAUCAGAUGAGGUCACAUAUUCAUCCCUGAGAAAGAGUCAGAAACACCAAGCAGAAAAUGCAAGAAUAAUGAGGAACCCUCCUGAUAAAAAAUGUGGAGACAAUCAAGGCUCAAGACCACAGCAGAGUAACAUCAACUGGCACAGACCUGUGGUGAGUCACAGCUCCAGCACAGAGGAGAGUCAAGGCUUUGAGCUCCACAACGCUCACGCCGGCUCACCUGAGUUUGUCCAUGCCAAAUUUGUCCCCGCGGGGUCUCAGAGGGUCAGGGUUAGACAAGCGGACCGUAAAACCAAAGCUAUGAAACUCAAAAGAAAAAGCAGUGACAAGUCUCGAGCAGCGAGGCAACAACAGGGCCUCCCAUCUGGGGACAGGGGGAGGGAGAUGAACGCUGGAACCAAAGCAGAGCAGAAAAGGUUAGGAAAAGGAAAGGCCGCCGAGAGAGUCCCCACCUGUCACACAGAGGAGCACAGACACGGUUCAGGCUCCGACUCUAGUGUCUACAGUCCGGGACUCACAAUCAACCGGACGGUCCACCCUAAGCAACCGCCUCCCGCUAUGAAGUUCAACAGAGGCCACAGCCUGCAGCACCUGGAGUACGAGCAUCCUGUGGAUCCAAGGAAGAGAAGGCAGACGACACCCAAAUGGCCGUCCGGCGGGGAAAUGUUCCAGGCACCAGGCGCUCAGCGUCACAGGUCAAAAGAGCCCCACGCUCCGACACCAAGAAACAUGCAGAUGGUCCGUAGUAUGAGUGUCAGGGCUGGCCAGUGGAUGGGACAUCCACGUCCCUUCCAGGCCUCCAUGUCCUCCAGUUCUUUCCUUCACUGCCUUAACGCCAGAUACCCGUCAGCACCGUAUCACGUGUCCAACCACUACCCGCCAAGAUGUGAGUCCGAGUAUUCAGCUGAGUGCGCCUCGCUGUUUCACUCCACCAUCGCAGAGAGCAGCGAGGGAGAGCUGAGCGACAACACGACCAACCGCUUUGGAGAUAGCGAGUCCAGCCAAAGUUUUCACUCCUUCUCGGACUCCGACAGCAGCCUGUCCUUGGACGAGGGGGACCAGAUAGACAUCCAUGAGGAGGGAGUUCUGGUGUGGGCUGAGGCUGCAUUGGGGCCCACUGCCGCGGGGCAGCCCAUCAAGCAGCUCCCGGCCCGCCCGGGGCCGUCGGCCUGCCGCAUCAAAGCCUCCCGAGCCCUGAAGAAGAAGAUCCGGCGAUUCCAGCCCGCCUCCCUGAAGGUCAUGACCCUGGUGUAGACAAGAUCCCCCCCGGGGCAAAACGUGGAUUCCUGGGAAAACCACAGAGAGCUGUGGGAAAGGGUUUCCCAAACUGUUUUGAUAGAUCUCAGAUAGUCUCUCAUAUGUCUGAGCAACAUCCUUAAUCCAAGUUGGACUGAUUGGUUUUUGGGGGUUUGGGGUUUUUUUUGUUUUUGUUUGGUUGGUUGUUUUUUUUUAGAAUGGAGAAACUUUAAUGGUGAAACCUGAAAUUGUACAAAAUAAUGAGUGUGCAUAAGCACGUGUAACACUAUAAUCACACUUAAACCUCAAGUUAUAAUGCUUAUAUCGUUGGAAUUUGAAUUUGUCAUUGCAUGCGCUUGAUUUGUCAUUUAUAACUGCCAUAAAAAUCUUAACGUUGCUUUUUUGCAAAUAGCUAUUCCUUUUAUUCUAUGUUUUUUUUCCUCAUCACAGCAAAUAUUCAUGUUGGCUUUAUGGGAAUAAACUG